Messenger RNA from Micropterus salmoides (largemouth bass), 373 nucleotides. Its product is annotated as SAP domain-containing ribonucleoprotein-like. The annotation marks the transcript as partial. The record is from RefSeq and is a predicted model, not a curated record. Lineage: Eukaryota; Metazoa; Chordata; Actinopteri; Centrarchiformes; Centrarchidae. Gene Ontology annotation, biological process: poly(A)+ mRNA export from nucleus. Gene Ontology annotation, cellular component: nucleus. The transcript is spliced from 5 exons.
GCGCCACAGUGGAGGCGUUCAGAAGUAGAGCCGCUCCGGUUUGAUUGGAGGAAGUAAUACAUCAACAAAGAAAGAUGGCCGAAGUCAUAGAACUGCAGAAACUGAAGCUUGCUGAACUGAGGCAGGAGUGUGAUGCCCGAGGCCUGGAGACAAAGGGAAAUAAAGGAGAACUCAUUGCCCGACUUCAAGCCUAUCUGGAGGAGCACGAGGAAGAUGUGGACGUAGACGAUGUGCUGGGAGAGGAUACAGAGGAUUUCACUAAAGUUGAGAGUGCCAACGAUGAGAAAGACAUCAAGGAAUCUGAGUCUACUGAGUGCGAGAUACCUGCUGAAAAGAAGGUGGUGAAAAUAACUCCCCAUCAUCUGCCAGUGAA